Messenger RNA from Pneumocystis jirovecii RU7, 342 nucleotides. RefSeq lists its product as uncharacterized. NCBI's taxonomy places the organism in Eukaryota, Fungi, Ascomycota, Pneumocystomycetes, Pneumocystales, Pneumocystaceae. The record is from RefSeq and is a predicted model, not a curated record. Gene Ontology annotation, biological process: protein folding in endoplasmic reticulum. Gene Ontology annotation, cellular component: EMC complex. The transcript has 3 exons. The coding region runs from base 1 to 342 and encodes 113 amino acids.
AUGGGAGUUUUUAGUCGAAUAUUAUUAUUAAUAAGUCUUUUCAUGUUAUUUCAUGGCGGAUAUUCUGCACAUGAAAUUGUAUCAUUAAUGAAACCAAUUAAUCAAGAGGAAAUAAAGAUUCCAACAGAUAUCAUUAUUGAAGUAAUUUUGUCAUUAAUUAUAUUUUGUAUUGAAAGAGUACUUUAUGCUGGAGAAUUGCAGCCAAUAAAUUAUUCUGAAUAUGUGGAUAUGCAACACAAGUCAGACGAUGUAAUACAUAGUGUUUUAACUUAUAGACCUGGUUUCCUAGAUAUUCGUCAAAAAAGAAGACUUUACAAACAAUCAAAAAUAAAGCCACAAUGA